CACUAAACACACACAAACACAAUUACAAUUACAAAUCCAAUUGAAUUAUCGUCGUUAAUCGAGAUCUAGCGAGUUCCGUAACCAUGUCGCUGCGACCGAGCGCGAGAACCGAGGUUCGCCGGAACAGGUACAAGGUGGCGGUGGAUGCCGACGAGGGACGGCGGCGGAGGGAGGAUAAUAUGGUGGAGAUCCGGAAGAGUAAGAGGGAGGAGAGUUUGUUGAAGAAGAGGCGUGAGGGGCUGCAAGCUAAUCAGCAGUUUCCGGUGCCUUCGCAGUCUGUUUCGGGGCUCGAGAAGAAGCUAGAAAAUCUUCCGGGAAUGAUUGCAGGUGUUUGGUCCGAUGAUAGUAGCAUGCAGCUUGAAGCUACCACUCAGUUUCGGAAAUUGCUGUCAAUAGAACGCAGUCCCCCGAUUCAGGAAGUUAUUCAAUCUGGUGUUGUUCCCCGUUUUAUUGAGUUCCUCAUGAGAGCCGAAUAUCCACAGCUUCAGUUUGAAGCAGCCUGGGCACUCACAAACAUUGCAUCUGGUACAUCUGAGCAUACAAAGGUUGUAAUUGAUCAUGGUGCUGUUCCAAUAUUUGUUCAACUACUGGGUUCUCCCAGUGAUGAUGUUAGGGAGCAGGCUGUGUGGGCUCUGGGGAAUGUUGCUGGCGAUUCUCCGAAAUGUCGAGAUUUUGUUCUAGGUAACGGGGCUCUGGUUCCUCUGCUAUCUCAGCUAAAUGAGCAUGCUAAACUUUCUAUGCUUAGAAAUGCUACCUGGACACUUUCGAAUUUCUGUAGGGGCAAGCCUCAGCCUGCUUUUGAUCAGAUGAGACCAGUGCUCCCAGCUCUUCAGCGUCUUAUUCAUUCAAAUGAUGAAGAGGUGUUAACUGAUGCAUGUUGGGCUCUUUCAUAUCUUUCUGAUGGUACAAAUGAUAAAAUUCAAGCUGUGAUUGAAGCUGGAGUCUGUCCUAGACUUGUUGAACUCUUACUUCAUCCUUCUCCUUCAGUUUUGAUUCCUGCUCUUCGCACAGUUGGGAACAUUGUGACAGGAGAUGAUAUGCAAACUCAGUUUAUCAUCAAUCAUCAAGCACUGCCCUGCCUUUUGACCUUACUGACCAACAAUUAUAAGAAGAGUAUCAAGAAAGAAGCUUGCUGGACUAUUUCAAACAUCACAGCAGGAAAUAAGGAGCAAAUUCAGUCUGUCAUUGAAGCCAAUAUUAUUGGGCCGCUUGUGCAAUUGCUUCAAAAUGCGGAGUUUGAUAUUAAGAAGGAGGCUGCUUGGGCACUUUCAAAUGCAACAUCUGGGGGUACUCAUGACCAAAUCAAAUAUUUAGUUAGUCAAGGAUGUAUUAAGCCAAUGUGUGAUCUCCUUGUGUGCCCUGAUCCAAGAAUUGUGACCGUCUGUUUGGAGGGACUAGAAAAUAUUUUGAAAGUUGGGGAAGCAGAAAAGAAUUUGGGCCAAUCAGGAGAUGUAAAUGUUUAUGCUCAAAUGAUUGAUGAUGCCGAGGGGUUAGAGAAGAUUGAGAAUUUACAGAGUCAUGAUAAUAAUGAGAUUUAUGAAAAAGCAGUGAAGAUUCUUGAAACAUAUUGGUUGGAGGAAGAUGAUGAGACUGUGCCCCCUGGUGAUGGUGCUGUCCAGCAGCAGCAGGGGUACAACUUUGGAGGUGGUGGUGUUCCAGUUCCUUCUGGAGGAUUCAACUUUCAGUGAGGUGUUAUGUCUAUCCGUAAUACAGUGAUAAGGGUCUUUAGUGGAAUUCCCGUGUAUUCCGCAGUGUCUGGUAUAAUGCGUCUCGUCAUUAUGUAUGGGUCCAGUCUGGUCAUGGUCUAGCGUGAUUGAGGUCGGUGCGCUUUAAGGUUUCCAAUAAUGGGCGAAAGAGAGGAAAGAACCGACCUUAUGGAGAUGUAAAGUCAGGAUUCUUUCGGUUGGUUGGAUACCGGGGGUCUUGUAGUCGGUCAAGUCAAUUGGAAGUCGGAGUCAGUUUCUUGUAGUUGUAUAUGUGAUUUUCAAAUAUAUGCCGGAUGAUUUCACACUUUUUAAGUUCACCCGGCUUAAAAUAACAAGAGUGGGGAUUUUCUUAGUCCUGUGAGGCGGUGAUAUCACGGUUUUUUCUAUUAUAUUAUUUGUGUCAAAUAUAGGUCGGUUUGGUUUUGUUAUGGCAGGGGAUGAUGCUUUAUUUUAAUGGAAAGAUGUAAAUCCCCUGUUAGGUUUUUUGGAUAGCUACUGUUUGCAAGUUUUUCUGUGGAACAGAAAGGUAUUACAAAUUUGUCUGGUAUUUAUUGCUUA
This is a messenger RNA of Daucus carota subsp. sativus, 2264 nucleotides long. Its product is annotated as importin subunit alpha-1a. Gene Ontology annotation, molecular function: nuclear import signal receptor activity; protein binding. Bases 84 to 1688 code for a protein of 534 amino acids. Gene Ontology annotation, biological process: NLS-bearing protein import into nucleus. NCBI's taxonomy places the organism in Eukaryota, Viridiplantae, Streptophyta, Magnoliopsida, Apiales, Apiaceae. The record is from RefSeq and is a predicted model, not a curated record. The transcript has 11 exons. Gene Ontology annotation, cellular component: nucleus; cytoplasm.